Coniophora puteana RWD-64-598 SS2 is the source of this 1008-nucleotide messenger RNA. RefSeq lists its product as uncharacterized. The transcript has a single exon. The record is from RefSeq and is a predicted model, not a curated record. Lineage: Eukaryota; Fungi; Basidiomycota; Agaricomycetes; Boletales; Coniophoraceae. Bases 1 to 1008 code for a protein of 335 amino acids.
AUGGCAGACUGUCGGAACGUACAGCUCCCUCCGUCCUUUCUCGUCUCCGUCUUUGAACUUCUCCUGGCUCCUCAUUUCACGGGUCAUUCAGACUUCGACAAGCCCACACCCAAGUAUGCCAUACGGAAUCUUCUGCACGUCUGCCAGAAUUGGCGCAAUGCAGCCACAGCGGCACCGCACCUCUGGAGGAACGUAUCGUUGUCCUGGUCGCCCGAGCUAAUCUCCGGCGUUGUCACAUGGUCUGGUGCAGAGGAUCUGGCGCUCUACUGCACUGAGCACCCUAGCCCAUCGCCUGAGAAUCCAAAGGUUGUCGCAUUACUCGAGGGAAUCCAUCGCAUUGACACCAAAUUUCUGACUCGUUGCGAUGACGCUGACGAUGGCGCGCUCGGGCGUACGCUCUCACUGAUGACCUCACUUCACACUCUUGACGUCCGUUCGCUCGUCCCAAGUCCUUUCCACCUACCGACGAUCCGUCGUCUGCGACACCUUCAUAUGAGGGGUUGCGGGGUACGCUUUGAUGAUCUAGCUUCAUGCCGGGUGACUCAUCUGACCAUCGAUCGCGAUUCUCGGCCAAACCCAGUCAUGACUCUUGAGGAUCUCCAUCGGCUUCCCAGUGCCUUGGCCGUGCUCAGGCUGAUCGCUUCCACCACCAUUUCCGCCGACGUUGACCCAGACAAUGCUGCCAACUGGAUCCCAGUGUUGGAAAUUUACCCCCAUCUUGAGCACAUAUACCUCGAAGGCGAUCUCCAGACGUGUUGUACCUUCUUCAGGAUCAUCGGCUAUAUGACGGUUGCGCAGCUCCACUUGCGCUGCCGCUCUCUUUCCCCGUCCGACGGCCCGCUAGACGCGGCCUCUCCAGACCAUAUCCUCGCUCUCAUUCACGGCAUCUCCGACAGAUUCUGGAAGCCGACACCACUCGUCCUCGACAAAUGCGAGUUAUCUAUUUGCCAGUAUCAAACAGCCAGCGGAUAUAAGUAUCAUGGGGCGCCCGUUGGUUCACGUCUGUGA